This is a messenger RNA of Pararge aegeria (speckled wood butterfly), 1644 nucleotides long. RefSeq lists its product as uncharacterized. The transcript is spliced from 10 exons. Gene Ontology annotation, molecular function: molecular adaptor activity; guanyl-nucleotide exchange factor activity. Gene Ontology annotation, cellular component: lysosome; membrane raft; late endosome membrane. The record is from RefSeq and is a predicted model, not a curated record. Lineage: Eukaryota; Metazoa; Arthropoda; Insecta; Lepidoptera; Nymphalidae. Bases 86 to 1552 code for a protein of 488 amino acids. Gene Ontology annotation, biological process: endosomal transport; lysosome organization; cholesterol homeostasis.
UGAAGUUACGUCCUAUAGUGAAAUUCGUCGACGGUGAAAUAAUACGGAUUUUUCUAUUUAUAAAACGACAACGAACAAAAUAUUUAUGCAGUCAGACGGCGAGGAAAGUUUGCUGCAUUCAUGUUUCGGCUCACUGCGAAGCGCCGUCAUGGGUUGCUGCUACAGCAUUUGCCAGAAAGAGACGCACCCCCAGGAGAAUGUAGUAAACGAGCGCACACAUCUCUUAGAAGUGCCAGAGCAGCAACAAGAGACUCCUUCACCCACAGCCUGCGCUUCCACUCCACCGCGCAAGCCUGACGAACAGAGUGCACUCAACAGAAUACUGCACGAGACUGCUACAAAUGUAAUUGACGUAGGAGCCUUAGGCCCUUACUCAUUAGAAGCAGGCGCAUACAGUGAGCGAGUGAGAGCAUACACCGCGAGGGCUGCCACUGCUGCCCUACCACCACCAAUGCCUGCCAAGCUCCUUGCAGACCUACCACCUGCUAUCAGACGACAGGUGUUAGUGGCCCCACCAAUGACGCACAGUGAUAAGGAAUUAAUAACGAACGCGGUGAAGAAGGCCGCUUCCGCCAUAUCGGAACUGAGGGUAGAACACCACGAAGACCUGGUAGUGCCGUUUAGGGUUCCGUAUACUUUUAAGGGUCCAGAUAUGUAUAAUUUGCCCAAUCCGAUAACCAACCUCAAGCGUCGUAUCUCAUUGUUUAUGCCUUUACAAAUUAAUCCGUAUCAUAUUAUGAUCAAGUAUCCAAAUAAUCCAGUUCUAUGCCAGCUCUCCUUUGAUUAUCGGCCAAAAUCUGACUCUUCAGAGAAAGGGCCAUAUCGCGUAUCGCACGAGAGCGUGUGUGAGUCAAAUAUGUCUGUGUUCGACGGCGAAAUAGAGUUCCAGUCCGUUUACAUGGUCGAUUAUGUGAAGAAGAACAAACCUAAAAGUCCCCGCCGUAAAGCUGUCGACGACAACUGCCUGAUAGUGGGGCUAAGCCGGGACUCCUUGAAGGCGAAGGACAAACCUCGGCCGAGCUCCGACCUCCUCUGCCCAGUCGACUAUGAGUACUACCGGAAGGCUGUUGAAAGAUUUGUCAAAGAUCAUCCAAAGCUAACUAAAAAGUACAUGGAAGGAGAUAUUGACCCAAUACCUAUUGACCAUGAAAUUCAGGAUCUUAAAAGAACGGAAUAUCUAACUAAGUACUGUUCGCGAGAACUACCAUUUAUGUCAGUGAAUUUGGCGCGUAGGGCCCGAGCGUUGCAAACCCUGCGUCUUCCCGACGACGUGUACAUCCCUGACACAAGUCAGAAGGGCUCCUAUAGACACCCUAAACCGGAGAAAUAUGCUGAUUCACCGUCUGCCAUGUCCAUGAAACCUAAAUUUGAUGAUUCGUUACAGAAGGAGCUUCGCCGCAUCCUGCGCGUGCGCACGGGUGACACCAGCUACGACGUGGCACACGGGCUUUUGGCCAGGGUGGUGCUGCAGAAGAACCCCUUUGGGGCGCCGCGCGAGGAGCCAGGGUUCCCGCGCUGGAAGAAUCCUUACAUGUAUACCUACAGGAUCUAAAUAUACGAGUACAUUGUGUUUUUGGAAUAUUUGAUUUACUGCUUUAUUGUUAUUCCCAUGUUCUGUUUAUUAAAUACUAAUGGUUUAAUUUA